GCCUCGAAGGUGCUUAGAAUCGAGUGAACCGCAGGAAACCAGACGAAAUUCCUUUCAAAAUGGAUAACUUGGCCACAUGGUUAUUACGCGCUUCCGAGAAUAACACGGAAAGUGCGAUAAUUGACGGCGAAGUAUCGAGAUUCCCUAAACCGCUGCAGACGUUCGCAGCUGUGGUCGCGAUACUGAUUAUGAUAACUGGACUCGCUGGAAAUUUAUUGACGAUCAUUGCUCUGUGCAAGUAUCCCAAAGUUCGCAACGUAGCUGCAGCCUUCAUUAUAAGCCUCUGCGUGGCAGACUUCGUAUUCUGCCUUCUUGUACUUCCGUUCGAUUCCAUCAGAUUCAUCGAUGCAAGUUGGGUAAAUAUACGGUUUCUCUGCGUUCUCGUGCCUUUCUUGAGGUAUGGAAACGUUGGCGUGAGUCUCCUCUCCGUUGCAGCCAUUACUAUCAACAGAUACAUCAUGAUAGCCCACCAUGGAUUGUACAGCAAAGUUUACAAGAAAUAUUGGAUCGCUUUUAUGAUCGUAUUCUGUUGGUUGUUCUCCUAUGGGAUGCAGGUUCCCACCCUCUUAGGAAUUUGGGGUAGGAUCGACUACGAUCCGAAUUUAGAAACUUGCUCCAUCGUAAAGGACAGCAAAGGCUACUCAUCGAAAACCUUUCUUUUCGUGGUGGGUUUCGUGAUACCCUGCGUAAUAAUCGUUGGAUGUUACACUAAGAUAUUUUGGGUCGUACACAGAUCCGAGACAAGAAUGCGAAAGCACGCGUCUCCGACGAUAAAAUCGCCGCAUACACCCGGCAGGGAUACCAGAGAGAUCAAACAGAGACGUAGCGAAUGGCGAAUCACGAAAAUGGUACUAGCCAUUUUCCUCAGUUUCGUCGCCUGUUACCUUCCAAUUACCAUCGUUAAAGUCUUCGACGCCGAAGUUAGAUAUCCAGAAUUUCACGUUUUGGGCUACCUGCUCCUCUACUUUGCCUCCUGCGUGAACCCGAUCAUUUACGUGAUCAUGAACAAGCAAUACAGACAAGCGUACGCUGGCGUAAUAGGAUGUUCACGGAUAAGGGCGAGUCUGUCACCCUAUGGGAGCAGCGCGCCUGGUCAUCAUCAACAGCAGGACUACGGCCAAGGUAACUUCGAGCACCGUCGCGUGGUAACGCUCACCAAGCUCUGACCGAACGCGAGCUAAGCGACCACACUUCGCUCACUUCAUUAUUCGAAGGACUUCAGUAAGACGAUGGUGUCGACAGUCUCCAUUGCUAUGAAUCCAGUGAGGAACUCGCGUUUCGAGGAGUAAGCUUGAUUCUGCGAUUGAACUGGCCAGAGAAGGCGAAACGUACGAAGAAUAUUAAUCGACCCAUGAGGACAAAAUGUCAGUAUUCAGAGUGUUUCGUAACGGGAAUUUGUAUUAUCCAUUUCGAUGAGAGAUCGAGAAGAUCCAUGGAAACGCACACAGUAGGAACUCGAUUAACUUGCUGAUCAAAAACAGCGAGAAGCUAUACUCAGUGCGUAAGAUAAGUCUGAAUUUAAAAAACAAAGAUAAAUAUUUCGUGCAGAUCUUAUACAGGCUAGUCGAACGAUCGAAGGGUUGCUCGUUUUUAUCGAAGAACAAAGCUACAAGUCGAAAGCAAAGUCGAACAGCGUACACGUUUGUACGAUAUCGUAAUUGCAAUCUUUGUCCAUGACUAAAAUGAAUUUCGCGUCUGAAAUGCUAUGAUAAAACUUGUAUUUACUACGAUUAAGCGUAUAAGUAAACUGUAGAGGAAGAGAAAAGAAAGAAAAUGGUCGUUGAGAGAGGAGAGAAUGUAAAUAGGGAUCUGCGAACGGUAUACAUAAUUAUUUAGAGGUUUAAGAGAAUAGAGGAAAACUAAAGACACACAGCAGUGCUGUUGUUAGAUUUAUUUAGAUUAGUUUAAAGCAAAACGUGGCCGAUAUCGUAUAAUAAAUGAUACGUUAUUUGUCGACCGACAAAUUGCAUAUUGUAAAACUUGGCAACGAAUACCAAGUAUAUUUAAUUUUGUAGCACACUGGAACGAGUGUCGAAUAUUUACCAAAGGUAACACGUGAAUACGUUUGUACAUAGAUGUUACGUGUUAAUUCUUGUUACCACGAUGUAAAAAUACAAUGAGAAUGUAAUAGCGAAUUUUAAAGACAUUCGUAAUUCGCGAUGUUACGAGUUCGCUUCAUAUUUAUUUAUAAUAUUUCUCCUGAUUGAUUUACGAACGCAAAUAAUGUUAAAGAGUUAUCAAAGUACAAAUUAAAUAAAUCUAUCGAUUUAAACGA
This is a messenger RNA of Bombus terrestris (buff-tailed bumblebee), 2275 nucleotides long. RefSeq names its product G-protein coupled receptor moody (gene moody). Gene Ontology annotation, cellular component: membrane. Gene Ontology annotation, biological process: G protein-coupled receptor signaling pathway. NCBI's taxonomy places the organism in Eukaryota, Metazoa, Arthropoda, Insecta, Hymenoptera, Apidae. Bases 60 to 1166 code for a protein of 368 amino acids. The transcript is spliced from 8 exons. The record is from RefSeq and is a predicted model, not a curated record. Gene Ontology annotation, molecular function: G protein-coupled receptor activity.